AUGGUAGCGCGUCUGACUCCAGAUCAGAAGGUUGCGUGUUCGAUUCACGUCGGGUUCAAUGCCCCCGGUCAACCCAUCCCGACCAUCCUUUUUGUUUCUUUAUUUUUACUCCCAAAACUAAUUUUUUAUUUCAUAAAAUUCUAA
Messenger RNA from Spirodela intermedia, 144 nucleotides. NCBI's taxonomy places the organism in Eukaryota, Viridiplantae, Streptophyta, Magnoliopsida, Alismatales, Araceae. The record is from the annotation of a GenBank genome assembly.